Molecule: messenger RNA, 1326 nt
Organism: Penicillium olsonii
Lineage: Eukaryota; Fungi; Ascomycota; Eurotiomycetes; Eurotiales; Aspergillaceae
Source: the annotation of a GenBank genome assembly
AUGUCUGUCAGUCGCCCCCCACUGCAUCGCCCAACGGAUGGCCGUUCGCAACAACCCCUCCUCAAGGAUGACCACCAUCGCCGAUCUCGAUCAAGCUUUGGACACCACGAUACAGAAGCUCGCCCUAUGCUACAUCAUACAAGACGCCCGACCUUUCGGAGUAAAAGUCCGGAGCAUGAUGCUGCCCAGGCAACCAAGAAGAAGUACAUGGUGGCAUCGGGGUUCCUCGUCCUAAGCCUGGUUAGCUUUGUGGUUCAAACAGAGACGGCCUCGUACAUUCAAAAUGACCUGGGAUGGAAGAAACCUUACUGCAUGCUCUACAUGACCCACGGCUCCUGGUCUCUUCUUUGGGUGGUUCAACUCGGCAUCCUCCGGUUACAGAAACGUGGGCUGUCGUGGGAUGCUUUCUGGCGUCGUCAUGUCUCGCUUGUUCGCACCACUGCGCAAAUGGUGGAAUCUCAAGAGGUACACCUGAGCACCCGCUCAUCUCAUCGCUCGCCCGUCCGCUACAUGAUUCGAACAACCGCUUUUGUGACCACGGCUCUCACCAUCGCAGGAGGAUCAUGGUACGUGGCCGUGAACAUGACUACGGCCAGUGAUCUCACGGCGAUCUACAAUUGCUCCGCCUUUUUCGCGUAUGCGUUCUCGAUUCCGCUCUUGAAUGAGAAGCUCCGAUUCGAUAAGGUGUUCUCUGUAGCCGUGGCUACCAUUGGUGUGAUGGUGGUUGCAUAUGGAGACCGACCAGAGAAGAAGGCAUCGGAUGGCGAAAACACGUCGGAUAACAGUGCGCAGAAUAGACUGUUAGGAAACAUCGUUAUUGGCAUUGGGAGUAUUCUCUAUGGUCUAUAUGAGGUUCUCUACAAGCGCUUCGCAUGCCCCCCGGAGGGCACCAGUCCUGGCCGAGGCACCAUUUUCGCCAACACCUUUGGCAGUCUGAUCGGAUGUUUCACCUUGUCAGUCCUGUGGAUCCCGAUUCCACUAUUACACUGGUUGGGGUGGGAAACCUUUGAAUGGCCAACGGGCGAGGCGGCAUGGAUGCUGAUCAUUUCCGUCGCUGCCAAUGCCACAUUCUCUGGCUCGUUCCUUGUCCUCAUCUCCCUCACCUCACCCGUCCUUUCCUCUGUGGCGGCUCUCCUUACGAUUUUCCUUGUCGCGCUGGUGGACUGGUUCCGCACCGGCGAGCCACUCUCUAUGGCAUCCAUUAUCGGAGGUGUCUUGAUCAUGGUGGCGUUCUUCAUGCUGAGCUUUAGCACCUACCGGGAGCUCAGCGAGGAACGAAAGAAGCAUCUUGAGAACGACGAUGUCGAGUCGGACAGCGACCUAUAG